CUGUAACAGUGAUGAAGAGCUUCAGCGGAUUACGAGCCGCUUCUCACAUGUUCAGAAGAGACCUCCAUCAUCAUCACUGUGUGGGAAUAAUAGGUGCACCUUUCUCUAAAGGACAGCAGAGGGAUGGUGUGCAGAGAGGAGCGGACCUCAUUCGAGCUGCUGGAUUGGUGCAGAAACUUAAAGGGGAAGGUUGUGUAGUGAAGGAUUAUGGGAAUCUGACUUUUGAGGACGUUCCCAAUGAUGAGCCAGUUGGCAGGCUGAAGACUCCGAGAGCAGUCGGCCGUGCCAGUGAGCUGCUCGCAGGAGCUGUGCAGGAGGUCAAGAGCCAUGGAAACACUUGUGUGAUGCUGGGAGGAGAUCACAGCUUGGCGAUUGGUUCGAUCUCUGGUCAUGCCGCCUCAAGACAUGAGUUGAGUGUUUUAUGGGUGGAUGCACAUGCAGACAUCAACACACCUUCAUCCACGCCAACAGGAAACAUUCACGGCCAACCGCUGUCAUACCUCAUCCAUGAACUGCACUCAGAGAUUCCCAUAAUUCCAAAUUUUUCAUGGUUGAAACCUUGUGUAGCAGCUAAGGACGUAGUCUACAUUGGGCUCAGAGAUGUGGACCCGGGAGAACAUUAUACCCUGAAGUACCUUGGAAUCAAAGCCUUCUCCAUGACAGAAGUUGAUCGGCUUGGAAUUGCAAAAGUCAUGGAGCAGACAUGCGAUCACAUGUUUUCAAAGGUGAAAAAACCCAUCCACCUCAGUUUUGACAUUGAUGCACUGGACCCCUCUGUGUCACCUGCAACAGGCACACCUGUAGCGGGAGGACUGACCUACAGAGAGGGGAUUUACAUCACUGAACACAUCUGUCAGACAGGACUUCUGUCUGCUGUAGACAUGGUGGAAGUGAACCCAAAGCAGGGCAAAACAGAAGACGAAAUUAAAUCAACAGUAAAUGCUGCUGUGGAUCUAUUAUUGGGCUGCUUCGGACGGGUCCGUGAGGGGUCUCAUGAUCCAGAUUACAAAAUGCCAAAUCCAUAAAUCACAGGUUUUAUUUUUGUUAUUUAUUAUUAUUAUUAUUUUUGUUCUAUUUACUUAUUGUCAUCAUUAAAAAGAAUUUAAAAUUGUAAUUCCCAUUUAUUUUAUUCCUGUAUAAAAAUGAAUUCCAAAGAUGAUGAUACCACAGUAUACUGUAUAUGCAGAAAGUACAAAGCUGUACAUAAAGUAAAUUUUUUUUUUUCAGAGGCAACAUCAUUUUAAUUAAAAAGCCAUUGUUGGCAAAUAAAUUAUCAAUGUUUAAUGCAAGGAAUAAGACAAAGUAAAAAUAUAUUUAAAAAUAAUAAAAAUGUUUUCCAAAUAUUUUUUUUUCUACAAGUGGUAAAUCAUUUAAUUGAAGAAUUGUUUUUUUAAUUUAUCUAUUAUAUUAAUAAUAUUGUCUGACACUAUAAUAGAAAUGUAACACCUCUCAACCACUUUACUAAAACAAGGGUUUUACAUUUUGCUGGUUAUGUGUGGAUUUAUAAGAAAAACACACAAAAUUAUUAAAAUUAUUAUAAGACUAGCACAAAACAUCUACAGUUUGCCUGGUAUCAACACAGUAACGCUGUUCACAGACUAAAUCACAGGCUUUAUUUUUGUUAUUUUGGCUUUUUGUUGUAUUAUUUUUCCUUGAUGUCAUCAAGUAGGCCCUCGUGUCAUGUUGAAUUUAAAAACUGAAUUAUAAUUCAGCUGUACAUAAAUUAUGUUUGUUUUUCCAAAGGCAACAUCAUUACAAUAAAAAAAAAA
Molecule: messenger RNA, 1769 nt
Organism: Cyprinus carpio (common carp)
Lineage: Eukaryota; Metazoa; Chordata; Actinopteri; Cypriniformes; Cyprinidae
Product: arginase-1-like
Cellular component (GO): cytoplasm; nucleus; cytosol
Molecular function (GO): manganese ion binding; arginase activity
Source: RefSeq, a predicted model, not a curated record